Anolis sagrei ordinatus is the source of this 1344-nucleotide messenger RNA. Its product is annotated as transmembrane protein 254-like. Lineage: Eukaryota; Metazoa; Chordata; Lepidosauria; Squamata; Anolidae. The record is from RefSeq and is a predicted model, not a curated record.
GCACCUCCAGAGGCAAACACCCCGGGAAGUCCACGGGUGACUCCCCUCGCGUGGGCGGCCGGGGAUAAGAGCAGGAUGAGUCGAAAGAAAGAGCAGCAGGAGGAAGGAGAUGCCACGGCGGAGGAUGGCCCCAGUUCCCGCAGCGCGACAUGGGAGCCCGAACCCCGCCACCUACUUCAGGAGAACCCCACUCAUCCUGAUGCUGUUGAUCGGAGGCGUCAAUGCCUACCACGCCUGGGCAUUAUUUGCACCUCAAACCAUCCCCUAUGACAAGCUGGGACCACUUGGCGCUUUAACAAAGUAUCUUUUGGAACAUUAUAACACCCAGUUGAGAAUAUGGUUUGUGACAGUCUGGAUACUUCAUGCUCUGUGGGCAUUUAUUGUUCUCAAGCUUUGCAAGGAGAAAGGCAUCACUGAUCACACAACCCAGGUUCGGUGGUUUGCUCAAACAGUUACAUUUGGAUUAAAUUCUUUGUUCUUCCUGUGGAUUUACAAACCACCAAUGAAAACAAAUGAAGGGUUCAAGCAAAAGACAACAUAAAAGCACAGUCUGGCAUUUUGGUCUUGUUCUCAACUUUAAUCAAUACAUCCAAAGCACAUCAUGUUCAUUCCUACCAGGAAUAAAAAACACUACCUUUUACAUGUCCUAUAUGGAUUUUGAAGCUGUGAGGGAAGUGAAGUUAUUUGUUUAUAAAAUAUCUUAUUGAAGUUCAUAACACAGAGGUGAGCUUUCAGUUGGCUCAGGGAAAUACAAUAUUAAAUGAUUGAGACCAAGCACUUCUACCUGCAAGUUGUGGUUCAGGGGUUAUUAAAGCCUACUCUGGAACUUAAAACGGUCCCUAUAGUCUGGCAGCAGGCAUAUUCUCCACUUCUCUGCUAGAGCAAAAGGCCUGGUCACAAGCUGUGCCACAUAGACUGAAAGUGUGGUGACAUAGUGAGAUUAUGCUCAGCCAUCUGGCCCUUAGCUAGACUUUAUAUCAACCCAAGAAGUAUUGUCCUCCAGAUGUUGAACUGCGAUGCUUAGGAUCUUCUAUUGUUAGCUAGGUCUGAUGGACUUAUAGCCCCACAACAUUCAGAAGAUCAGAGAUUGUCCACCUCGAAUUUAUUGGGGAGAUGCAAUCUGUGAAUUAUUUGUAGUUGGAAGUGACUUGAAGACAUAGGAAGGCAACAACAAAUGCCAGGCUUUCACUGGGCUAUCUUGAUCCAGACUGAAUUUCAAUUACUGUCUUCAUACACACUUUGUUUCUCAAAGCAGAGGGUGAAGAACAUUUUACUCUCAAGUUGGUGUUGAAUUACAGCUUCUGCUAUCCUUUAUAACUUGUAAUUAUAUAUGGACAUGUGUCC